Messenger RNA from Peronospora matthiolae, 999 nucleotides. The record is from the annotation of a GenBank genome assembly. NCBI's taxonomy places the organism in Eukaryota, Oomycota, Peronosporomycetes, Peronosporales, Peronosporaceae.
AUGGCGGAAGUGCUGAACGAUUUCCCUGAGCUAACGAUGACUAUCAACGACCGCGAGGUGCCUAUCAUGAAGCGUACGACACUGGUGGCAAACACCAGCAACAUGCCUGUAGCUGCUCGCGAGGCUUCGAUCUACACUGGUAUUACACUUGCCGAGUACUUUCGUGAUCAGGGCAUGAAUGUGUCGAUGAUGGCUGACUCGACGAGUCGUUGGGCCGAGGCACUGCGUGAAAUCUCGGGUCGUCUGGGAGAAAUGCCUGCUGACAGCGGAUACCCAGCCUAUCUGGGUGCCCGUCUGGCUGCGUUUUACGAACGCGCCGGUCGAGUGGCGUGUCUGGGUAGUCCCACGCGUGAGGGUAGUGUCACUGUCGUGGGUGCCGUAUCGCCUCCUGGUGGUGACUUCUCUGACCCUGUGACAGCGGCUACUUUGAGUAUCGUGCAGGUUUUCUGGGGCCUGGACAAGAAGCUGGCUCAGCGCAAGCAUUUCCCAUCCGUGAACUGGCUCAUCAGUUACACAAAGUACAUGCGUGUGCUUGAGCCGUUUUUCAACAAGAUUGACCCUGAGUACUCUUCGUUGCGUACAAAGUGCCAGGAGAUCUUGCAGAAGGAAGACAACUUGACGGAAAUCGUGCAGCUGGUCGGCAAAGAGUCGCUAUCGGAAGAUCAGAAGGUGAUUAUGGAGGUGGCUAAGAUCAUUCGGGAGGAUUACCUGCAGCAGAACGCUUUUUCGGACUACGACUAUACAUGCCCGUUGGUGAAGAGUGUGGGCAUGCUGCGAUCGAUCAUUUUGUUCUACAACUUGAGUCAGAAGACGAUUGCCGACUCGCCACCUGAUGCCAAGGUGACGUGGGCCCAGAUCAAGACGUCAAUGAACCCCGUGCUGCAAAAGAUCAUCCAGACCAAGUUUCAGCUGCCCAAGCAGCCAGAAGCCGAGCUCAAGGCGUUUUUCCGCGGUCUGGACGAGGAGGUCGAGCAAGCUUUUCAAACGCUGUCGGACUAG